AUGGGAAGCGUUGAAUCAAUAGCUAAUCCAAUUAGCUUAACAGGUUCUCCGCAACAUCUACCAUUACAACGAUAUUCGAAAGAAGCUUCUCCUACUUCACAACGUGUUUUGCAAGCGGCUAAAUAUACCGGUGCUAAAAAUGAUUUGUUGCUGCUAUCUCAAUCAUCUCAACGUCGUCAAAAACAUGCAAAUUCAACGCGAUGUCACUCUGAGAAUAGAAAAAUAGAGCAAAAUUUAACAGAAUCCAAUUUUGAAGAACUGUCAUCCUCAUGCAGCAAUUUUAGACAGGCGUUACAACCAAAUAUUGAAAUUUUGGGUGAUUUAACAACCUCACAGAGUAACGCAAUUCGACGAGUAUGGAAAGAGGAAAUGAAAAGAUGUGGUAAUAAUGAAUUGGAACUCGCAAGCCGAUUAUUAUUACGCAUAUUUGCGAUUGAUUCACGUCUUCGAGCAUUUUUUCAUCUUUCAAAUGUGCCUUACUUUAAAUUGAGGGAAAAUCAACUUUUCGAACUUCAUGUUAAGGUGACAGGAUCGACUUUAUCAUUUGUUAUGUUACAUUUGCAUAAUCCAACUGCAAUGAGUAAAUCAUUGCAAGCAUUGGGUGCACGACAUGUAAUUCAUACAGGAGUACAGUACAGAAGCAAUUAUUGGAAGAUAGUAAAUCAAGCAUUCAUUGAAUUUGUCAACGCUGAUCAAACAUCAAUCGAUGUAUUCGAUGCAUGGAAUGUCCUCGGAAAUUUCUGUGUGGAACAAAUGCGAAUUGGAUAUAAAAUUGAAUAUAAGGCUCAGAAAGUGUUGGAAGGUUUGAAG
This is a messenger RNA of Acanthocheilonema viteae, 810 nucleotides long. Lineage: Eukaryota; Metazoa; Nematoda; Chromadorea; Rhabditida; Onchocercidae. The record is from the annotation of a GenBank genome assembly.